Messenger RNA from Candida albicans SC5314, 501 nucleotides. RefSeq lists its product as uncharacterized. The coding region runs from base 1 to 501 and encodes 166 amino acids. Lineage: Eukaryota; Fungi; Ascomycota; Pichiomycetes; Serinales; Debaryomycetaceae. The transcript has a single exon. The record is from RefSeq and is a predicted model, not a curated record.
AUGGCCUCCUCAGUAAAGUUGGCUACGGCACUUAAACAACGUGCUAUAUUGACAAAAGAAUUGUCUGAAUUAGAUGAUAAAAUACAAUCUUCAUUGAUUCUGCAAGUUGGUAUGAAAAAAAUCAAUGAUCCAGAUAAAUUGUAUUUAGAUUAUGUUGCUAAAUCUCAAGAAUUGGCUAAAUUGGUAUCAUCAAUAAAUUAUACUAAUAAUAUAACUCCAAUUGAAGUUGAUUUGACAAUGGGAAAGUAUGAUAAUACUAUAAAAACGAUUAAUGAUGCAUUAAUUUGUCGAGACCGAAUAUUUAAAAAAUUACAAUUUGUGAAAAAAAUAUCAACAGCAGGUAAAGAACAACCAUUAGAUUCCAAAGAUGAAAUUAAAUUUGUAUCAUUUAUUGAUGUUGAUAAAUAUGAUACUUUGGCCCAAGAAUUAAAUACUCAAUUUGAGAAUUUGAAUUUGAAAUUACAAGAAAUAAAUUGGCAAGUUGAUCUUGUUGAGAUAUAA